AUGGGCGCCUUCGACCCGCCGUCGCUGCCCGCGCGCGUGCUGGCGUCGCCGCUGCUGUUCGUGCUGCGCCCCGUGCACGCGCUGCUGGCCGCCCUGCGCCCGCCGCCGUACACGCGCGCGCCCGCCGUGCCGCCCGUCCGCGUCGUGUGCCUGGCCGACACCCACACGCUGGCCGUACACGACGUGCCCGACGGCCACCUGCUCGUGCACGCCGGCGACCUGGCCAACGCCGGCUCCGUGGCCGAGAUCCAGCGCGCCGUCGACUGGCUGAACUCUCUGCCGCACGCCCACAAGUUCGUCGUCGCCGGUAACCACGACGCCGCCUGCGAUACCGCCGCGCACUCUGCCAUUGACUGGGGCGCCAUCCACUACCUGCAGAACACCUCCGUCACCGUCGCCGUGCAGCCGGCCCCCGACGCCCGCCCGCGCUCCUUCACUGUGCACGGCGUGCCGCAGGUGCCGCAGCUCGUGCCCGACGCGAACUCCGCCCACCACGCCUUCCAGUACCCGCCCAGCGCCCGCACCGAUCCGUGGCCGCACCCCAUCCCGCCCGCCACCGACAUCUUGGUCUCGCACAGCCCACCGCUACACCACCGCGACGUCUUCCCGCACUGCGUCGGCUGCCCGUUCCUGCUCGCCGCCGCCUGGCGCACCCACCCCGCCCUGCACGUCUUCGGCCACGCCCAUGCCGGCCGCGGCGUCGAGCCCGUGUACUACGACGCCCCGCAGCGCGCUCUGGAGCGCAUGGCCGAGCGCCGCCGCGAGCCCGGCUACAUCUGGGAGCGCGGGAAACGCUCCGCCGUCGGCUGGCUCGUGUAUGGCGGGUGGUGGCGGGACAUAUUCAGCGUCUGGUGGGCCUGGAGGGACGCCCUCGCCGUAGUCUGGGGAGUGGGAAAGGCCAUCGUCUGGACGCGCAUCUGGGGCGGCCAGAGGGCCCUGGGCCAAGAGGGCUGGAUGGUCAAUGCUGCCUGCAUGGACCCCAGGGGCUCCGGCACGCUCACAGGUGGAGCCACAGUAAUCGAGCUAUAG
Molecule: messenger RNA, 1029 nt
Organism: Ophidiomyces ophidiicola
Lineage: Eukaryota; Fungi; Ascomycota; Eurotiomycetes; Onygenales; Onygenaceae
Exons: 1
Coding region: 1-1029 (342 amino acids)
Molecular function (GO): hydrolase activity
Source: RefSeq, a predicted model, not a curated record